AACAUAGGAAGAGGAAUCCGGCAACUGAGGACCAUCUCAGGGUCCACUGAGGACCAAGGAUCCUCUCUCCGGACCUGCAGUUCAGCUAUUCACCACUUUCCGCGUUUCUUUUGCAUUUGCAACCUUCUUCCUCCCCUCCCUUCGCUCUUCUCGUCCCGCUGACCGCAUGGAAGCUGAAGCCAUCAGCAGCCGUAGCAGCAACCCCAGCUGCGCCGGUGGAACCGCCCCCUCUCCGCCACCAGUUCCCCUGCUGACCCCCAAAACCGUUCCCAAAGCCUGCGAGGCGACUCCGUGUCUGACGACGACCUUCGUCCAGGCGGACAUAUUCUCAUUCAAGAAGGUGGUACAGAUGCUCACGGGCUCUGCCGAUACGGCGGUCGCGGCAGCCUCAGCGCCGAUGGAGCAGCCCCCUCCUCCUGCGGGGAAAGCGACCGGCCCCAAAAAACAGGCUUUCAAGCUCUACGAGCGACGGAACGGCCUCAAGAACUUCAAGAUGCUUAGCCCCCUCCUGCCGACGUUCAUGAGCUCGAUUCUCAACCCCCCUAGCAGCGGCGCCUCUGCUGGAUCCUCUCCGCGGAAGCAACCAGAGGCCCUCUCGCCCAGCACGCUGGAAUUUCCCUCCUUGGCGCUGAGCCCGGUGACGACCCUGAUCCCGGAUCCCUUCAGCCGGCCGCUGCACCCGAGCUCGGAGGCCGCCAAGAGGGCUGAGGACCGAGCCAUUGCCGGAAAGGGGUUCUACCUCCACCCCUCGCCUCGUGCUAUGGCCGACAUAGAGCCGCCACGGUUGCUGCCUUUGUUCUCGUCUGAGUUAUCUCUGGCCACGCCUCACCCUGUAGUUUGAUUCCUAGGCUAAUUUUCAAUUCCUGCUCUUGUUGCUUCCGUUGUAUGAUUUGACCUUUUUAAUCCACGACGGAUCGAGAUUUGCCAUA
Messenger RNA from Zingiber officinale, 929 nucleotides. RefSeq names its product VQ motif-containing protein 4-like. The record is from RefSeq and is a predicted model, not a curated record. NCBI's taxonomy places the organism in Eukaryota, Viridiplantae, Streptophyta, Magnoliopsida, Zingiberales, Zingiberaceae. The coding region runs from base 167 to 841 and encodes 224 amino acids. The transcript has a single exon.